AUGAGCCGCCAGUUCAAGAGCAUGGAGGAGGAAGGUAACAGGUCAGCAAGGAAACCCUCAAGGAAACAAACUUCCAUAGCUGCGUGUCCCCAAGACAGCCACCACACCCAGUCUAGCCAGAAGGAGCCUGCUAAGGGUAGCCCAAGGCCAGGGUCUUCCCGGAAGAAGCAGGUGGAACAUGGAAGCUGUCUCAGGGCAUCUCAGGGACAGAAACCAUGCAAGGUGGAGAGGCCUUCCCAGGGAAGGAAGAUGGACAGGAGGACUUCCCUCAAGGAGCACAGAAUAUCUCCAAAGAAGGAAAAAGGGACUGUCAGGAAGGAUACAGGCAAGCAGCUGGGAAAACCCAGGUCUACUUCCUUGGCCUCCAGGGUCUCUGCUGGCGAGUCCCUGUCUGAGGAGGAGCUGGCUCAGAUCCUGGAGCAGGUGGAAGAAAAGAAGAAGCUCAUUGCCACCAUGCGGAACAAACCCUGGCCCAUGGCAAGGAAGCUGAGAGAGCUCAGGGAAGCCCAAGCGUUUGUGGAGCAGUACGAAGGAGCCUUGGGGAGAGGGAAGGGCAAACACCUCUAUGCCUACAGGAUGCUGAUGGCUAAGAAAUGGGUCAAAUUUAAGAGGGACUUUGAUAAUUUCAAGACUCAGUGUAUUCCCUGGGAGAUGAAGAUCAAGGACAUUGAAAGCCACUUCGGUUCCUCAGUGGCCUCAUACUUCAUCUUUCUCCGAUGGAUGUAUGGCGUGAACCUCGUCCUCUUCGGCUUGAUAUUUGGUCUAGUCAUCAUCCCAGAGGUGCUGAUGGGCAUGCCCUAUGGAAGUAUACCCAGAAAAACGGUGCCUCGAGCUGAGGAGGAAAGAGCCAUGGACUUCGCCGUCCUCUGGGAUUUUGAGGGCUACAUCAAAUAUUCUGCUCUAUUCUAUGGCUACUACAACAACCAGAGGACAAUCGGAUGGCUGAGGUACAGGCUGCCCAUGGCUUACUUUAUGGUGGGGGUCAGCGUGUUUGGCUACAGCUUGAUGAUCGUCAUUAGGUCGAUGGCCAGCAAUACCCAGGGGAGCACCAGUGACGGGGAGAACGACAGCUUCACGUUCAGCUUCAAGAUGUUUACCAGCUGGGACUACCUCAUCGGGAAUUCAGAGACAGCUGACAACAAAUACGUCUCCAUCACCACCAGCUUCAAGGAAUCUAUAGUGGAUGAACAGGAGAGUAACAAAGAGGAAAAUAUCCACUUGACAAGAUUUCUCCGUGUCCUGGCCAACUUUCUCAUUCUCUGCUGUCUGUGUGGAAGUGGGUACCUCAUUUACUUUGUGGUGAAGAGGUCCCAGGAAUUCUCCAAAAUGCAGAAUGUCAGCUGGUAUGAACGGAAUGAGGUGGAGAUCGUGAUGUCGCUGCUUGGGAUGUUUUGUCCCCCUCUGUUUGAAACCAUCGCUGCCCUGGAGAAUUACCACCCACGCACUGGGCUGAAGUGGCAGCUGGGACGCAUCUUUGCUCUCUUCUUGGGAAACCUCUACACGUUCCUCUUGGCCCUCAUGGAUGACGUCCACCUUAAGCUUUCCAAUGAGGAGAGAAUCAAGAACAUCACUCACUGGACCCUGUUUAACUAUUACAAUUCCUCGGGUGGGAAUGCAAGUGUGCCCCUGCCACCACCACACCCUGCAGAUGUGCCCAGGGGUUCUUGCUGGGAGACAGCUGUGGGCAUUGAGUUUAUGAGGCUGACGGUGUCGGACAUGCUGGUAACAUACCUCACCAUCCUGGUGGGGGAUUUCCUCCGAGCUUGUUUUGUUCGGUUCAUGAACCACUGCUGGUGCUGGGACCUUGAGGCUGGUUUUCCCUCAUAUGCUGAGUUUGAUAUUAGUGGAAAUGUGCUGGGUUUGAUCUUCAACCAAGGAAUGAUCUGGAUGGGCUCCUUCUAUGCCCCAGGACUGGUGGGCAUCAAUGUGCUACGCCUGCUGACCUCCAUGUACUUCCAGUGCUGGGCCGUGAGGAGCAGCAAUGUUCCCCACGAGCGCGUGUUUAAAGCUUCCCGAUCCAACAACUUCUACAUGGGCCUGCUGCUGCUGGUGCUCUUCCUCAGCCUUCUGCCGGUGGCCUACACCGUCAUGUCCCUCCCACCGUCGUUUGACUGUGGCCCCUUCAGUGGGAAAAACAGAAUGUAUGACGUCCUCCACGAGACCAUUGAAAAUGAUUUUCCUAAGUUCCUGGGCAAGAUCUUUGCGUUCCUUGCCAAUCCAGGCCUGAUCAUUCCAGCCAUCCUACUGAUGUUUCUGGCCAUCUACUAUCUGAACUCAGUUUCAAAGAGACUUUCCAGAGCUAAUGCCCAGCUGCGAAAGAAAAUCCAAGCACUACGUGAAGUUGAGAAGAGCCACAAAUCCAUCAAAGGAAGAGCCACAGUCACAAAUUCAGAGGACACCCCUAAGAACAGCUCUAAAAAUGCCACCCAGCUACCCCUCACUAAGGAAGAGCCCACAUCUCACUCUCCCAGCCAAAUCCAGGCCCUGGACAAGAAAGCGCAGGGCCCCAGAACCUCCAGUAGUGAUGGCAGGGCCCCACAGCCUACCUCCUGGCACCAUGCUGGAUCCAAGUCACCGAGGGUUAGACAAGACUCGGGCCAACCCCAGCCUCAGAUGCACACGGGCAGGUCAACUUCUGGAAAGAAAACCCAGAGGCUUCACAACUGAUGGCUGGCAUUCAUGCUCUCCCAGUCUCAGGCUCUGCUGUUUUGAAUAUCCUUUCCCUUCUCCUCUCACACACAUACAUGUUCCCAUAUGGCACAUAUAACAUGUGAACUUUAAUCCUUGCUCUCCAGCCCUUGUUUAAAAGGGGAGGGCAAUGGCUUACCCUGAAUACUUGGGCUUCCCAAUGUCUUGUUCAGGCAACCCUAGGCCCCACACACUAGUGAUUUCCCUUUGCUCCAGACUUGGGAAGGUGGGGGUGAGGCCAUGAUGCCCUGUGUGGACUUUUCUGUGGGGUACAUGUUGGGACCCAGUUUCUUCAGGUCCUCUGAGCAGAGCUGUGCUGUGGAGGAGCCUACGGUUCUGACAUCAGCCCUAUCUAAAGGAGCCUAGACGGUUCAAACGACAGGUCAAGGCAAAGGAAAACAGAGGUAGAUGAGCCAGUGUCCUCUCGACAAGAAGAUCAGGGACACCCGGCACCCAGCCUGAGGGAAGCUGAUGCCAAUUACGCACAAACACUGCACAGGAGCCUCCUCACCACAAGACAAGAAAAGAGACAGAUAACACAGCUCUCCUGACCCAACUGAAGAAAACGUGACGGUUGCGAAGGAUAGGAGUCUUUUUCAUGCACCAAAUUCUAAAAGGAAUUAGAUAAUCUGUUUCCUGUAAAAGGGUCCUUGAAGACGGUGGUUCUUUGCAAAAUGUCUCCGAGCAGGCAUAAGUCAGGGAAGCCAGACCAUUAAAAAGGCUCUGCUAAAAGCCAAAGGCUUAACAACGUGAACAUCUUAGUUGAGGAUUCUCUAGAAACCCCAAGUGUUUAUAGACAGUGUUUUCCUUUCCUCUGAGUUACUUUUGCUCAUAGGGGCCCUCAGAGGUACACAUACAUACACACAUUGUACAUCAGGCAAAGUCCUGGUAGUGAGAACAUUUCACAGCUACUCAUAAGUUAUACGAUAAAACAGUUUUCAAUCUGAACUCACACAUAAGCUGCAGUGGAAUGGGAAUGAAGACACAUGAGCAGGAGAAAUAGGGCAGUCACCUCAUCUCAGUCCAUCCUAGAAAAAUUAGCAUCUCCAUGAAGUGCCGAGCGUGGUGGCGCAAGCCUGUAAUCCCAGCGCUAGGAGGCAGAAGCAGGAGGAUCUCUGUGAGUUCAAGGCCAGCCUGCUCUACAAAGGAAAACCAAGGCUACAUAGAGAAACCCUGUCUCAGAAGUGACAAAAGCAAAAAGAUCUCCAUAAAAGCUCAGUGAGCGCCAGCUCUGACACUUCCUGUGGAUUACACUGCUCUCCGGGGACAAACAUCCUGGCUGUAAGCUACCUAAGAUAGCAACCCAGGAACUCACAUAGUCUAACCCACGCCAGCCAGCAAAGUCCACAGCAGCUUCCACAGCAUCUUCCAUGCCUCCAGCAUAAUCUUGCCCGGAUAAUGCCAACUCAGAAAAGCGAACAAGUGGGGGACAUCUCCUGAACCAUCGGCCUCCAUUACUGUUGGGCCUCUGACUGUUAAUAAUACAGGCCUGUUACAAACCAAAUAAAGCAUCUGUU
Molecule: messenger RNA, 4205 nt
Organism: Meriones unguiculatus (Mongolian gerbil)
Lineage: Eukaryota; Metazoa; Chordata; Mammalia; Rodentia; Muridae
Gene: Tmc2
Product: transmembrane channel like 2
Exons: 19
Coding region: 1-2667 (888 amino acids)
Biological process (GO): vestibular reflex; detection of mechanical stimulus involved in sensory perception of sound
Cellular component (GO): plasma membrane
Molecular function (GO): mechanosensitive monoatomic ion channel activity
Source: RefSeq, a predicted model, not a curated record